Gavialis gangeticus (Gharial) is the source of this 2754-nucleotide messenger RNA. It is a transcript of the gene STX2, whose product is annotated as syntaxin 2. Gene Ontology annotation, molecular function: SNAP receptor activity; SNARE binding. The coding region runs from base 104 to 970 and encodes 288 amino acids. Gene Ontology annotation, cellular component: synaptic vesicle; presynaptic active zone membrane; endomembrane system. The record is from RefSeq and is a predicted model, not a curated record. The transcript has 10 exons. Lineage: Eukaryota; Metazoa; Chordata; Crocodylia; Gavialidae. Gene Ontology annotation, biological process: exocytosis; intracellular protein transport; synaptic vesicle fusion to presynaptic active zone membrane.
GGGGUUGGCGCGCGGAGGAGUGGCCGCUGCCUCCGGGGGCCGCGGAGGGAUCCAGUGGCGGAGGCGCACCGAGCUGGGCGAGCAGUGCGAACAAGUGGCGAGGAUGAAGGACCGGCUGGCGGACCUGGCCGCGUGUAAAAAAAAUGGAGAAGAUGGAGAAUCAACUAUUGUUGUUGAAAAAGACCAUUUUAUGGAUGAAUUCUUCCAGCAGGUUGAGGAUCUCAGGAAUAGUAUAGAUGACAUCUCACAAAAUGUGGAAGAAGUUAAGAAAAAGCACAGCAUUAUCCUGUCUGCACCAAAUCCUGAAGGCAAAACAAAGGAAGAACUUGAGGACCUAAACAAAGAAAUUAAGAAAAUUGCUAAUAAAGUUCGAGCCAAAUUAAAGACAAUUGAACAAAGUUUUGAACAGGAUGAGAAUGCUAAUAGAACUUCAGUGGACCUCAGGAUACGAAAAACACAGCAUACAGUAUUGUCCCGCAAGUUUGUAGAGGUCAUGACAGAAUACAAUGAGACGCAGACACUUUUUCGUGAGCGCAGUAAAGGACGGAUACAACGACAGUUAGAAAUAACUGGAAAAACCACCACUGAUGAAGAACUGGAAGAAAUGUUAGAAAGCGGUAAUCCUUCUAUUUUCACUUCUGAUAUUAUAUUAGACUCCCAGAUUACUAGACAAGCUCUAAAUGAAAUUGAGUCCCGUCAUAAAGAUAUUAUGAAACUGGAAUCCAGUAUACGGGAACUACAUGACAUGUUUAUAGACAUGGCAAUGUUUGUUGAGACUCAGGGAGAAAUGAUCAACAACAUAGAAAAGAAUGUGAUGAAUGCAUCAAACUAUGUAGAGAGUGCUAAAGACAAGACGAAAAUAGCGGCUAAAUAUCAAAGUAAAGCACGAAGGAAAAAGAUGUACAUAAUUAUUUGUGUAACUGUCUUGCUUGUGAUCCUUGGAAUUAUCCUAGCAACCACGUUCUCAUAGCAAGCAUAUUCCAGGAAUUAUGAAUCUUCAGACACUCUAAAUCACAGCUACACUAAAACCAAAUACUGUAGUUUUGUGUAAGGGAUGUUUUACACCAAGUUACCAUGAUGAGCUAUCAUUAGAAAUUUAAAAAUGAAAACUCAGUGGCCCUUAAUGUUUAACACUAUUGGAGAAUUGGUCUGUUUAUGGGAUGUGGGUUUGGAUUUUAAUUCUAAACUGCAUGCGUUUGUGAGCAUGAACCCUGUUUUUAACCAUUUUAAAAGUAAAGUUAUUUGAGAAAUCUGCUUUUGAUUUCAUAGUGUUAUGAACACAAUUUAAUUAACAAAACACUAAAUAGUUCUAUAUUUGUCUUUACUCUUCAAUUGCUAAUAUAAAUCUAAUUAAGAAUGUUGGUAGCACAUUUGUGUUCUCUUUUUAUUAGGCAAAUAAUUGAUUUUUGAACACUUUUAAUGAGUUGCUAGCCAUAACUUUAACUACAACAUUAGCUGUUCAAUCAUCUUUCUGUAUCUAGUUUUUAAAGAGAAAUAUCUUCCCCUGUGCAAGUACUGCAUUAUUUUAUUUUCAAACUCAGUUUCCACUUAAGGAUGAUAUUAUACAACUGUUUUUCAUUGAGAAAAAUCCAGGUUCCAGAAAGCUUAUGAAAAGGAACUGAAAUGGCUCCUUUUUAUAGUGACUAUAAAAUAUAAACUGUUUUUUAAAGUCUCUCCAGAAGAUGAUUUGGAAAGUUUUGCUCAACAACACUGCAGCAAGUUGCAUUAACGUAGAAUUUUAAAAAAGGCCUGGAUUUCACACAUCACUGUGAAGCUUGCUGUUCAAUUUUGUAUUAUUGAUAUUAAUUUGCUGUGUUUUAAAAAAGAUUUUAAGCAAUUCAUCCACAUAAUUAAGAAAAUGGUUGCAAUACUUUCCUGGCAUAAUAAUGCAAUAAUGAAUCGCAAAUAGCAUUUGAGCUUUUUGGAAAGAUAUGCACGAUAAAUUGUAUUUUAGACCAUAACACUGAAUUGACUGAUCCGUUUAGCCUUACAAUUUAUGUCAGUAUGGCCAAAUCCCAUACUUCAUCUUGUUCCUCAAAGCAAAAAUCAAGCCUUAAUUUUCUAGUGUUUUGAAAAUGGUAGUCCAUGAUGAAAGCGAACAGAACCAAAUAUGCUUCUUUUGGUUGCAUUUUAGUUUGGGGUUUGCUAAGUGAGACACCGAUUUGUUAUGAAAUUUACUUUUGUGAAUUUAUGUAACAUGUAUGAAGUGUUUAGUAUUAAUAAUACGCAUCAGUUAUGCUAGUCUGUAAAGUUUUAAACUUUUCAAAUGUAACCAAUAUAACUGAACUUACUGUUACAUUCUGUACUUGUAUCUUUCUGUGUAAAAUGUUUGUAAUUUGUAUUUUAAUUUCUCAUUGUUUAAAUAUAUUUGUGUAGAUAUGUUGAGACAAGUGUCAAACAAGUAUAAUGGGUGCCUUCUUAAUACCUGGCCUAAAACUUUGUUUGUUUGUUAUAAUUGAAAAUAUUACUCGCCUUGGAGAUAAUGUUAAAUGUAAAACCUUUUAUUAUUCCUGCAGUUUACUAAAUACUUAAACAUUAAGAUAUAUUUUUAUUUAAAAUAUCUGACAUCCACGUUAUACACUAAAAUGUAGCUUUAAGAAUACAGCCCAUUUAACUGCUUCCUAGUAUUCAGCAAUGCGUACGAUAUAUAGCAUCUAUUGAGGCGUAUUCCUGCACAAUAGUGCCCAAAUGUACUGUGAAUUUCUCUUCUGAUUUGUAGCUAGUCCUAAACAAACUUGUAAAAAAAAAAAAAAA